CUGGGUCAGCUACGAAUACGAUUGGAAUUGCCGGUCUUCCGCUUUCAUCUGCUCUUAUCUCGGGCUUCGCUUUCGGGGAAAUUGGGAUCUCUCUCUUUCGAGUCCUUGAUCCUCUGGCUUCGGCUGUAAUAGUUUUCCGCUUGGUCCCGAUUUCGUUCUUCCUCAACCCGCUUUCUCCGUUGUCCAAUUCCAACCCUUGAAAUUCGUCGGCACGAAUCUUGGAGCAGAUGGCCAAGAGAUCCGUGCCUCUUCUGAAGCAACUUCUCUCCUCUUCCUCCGCCGCCUCACCAUCAUGCUCCUCCCGCUUCACCUCUCACCGAUCUGUCACCUACAUGCCCCGUCCCGGAGACGGUACUCCACGCGCCGUCACCUUGAUUCCCGGCGACGGAAUUGGCCCUCUCGUCACCGGCGCCGUUGAGCAAGUUAUGGAGGCGAUGCACGCUCCUGUCUACUUCGAGCGCUACGAUGUCCACGGGGAUAUGCCGAAGGUGCCGCAGGAGGUCAUCGACUCGAUCAAGAAGAACAAGGUCUGCUUGAAAGGAGGUUUGGCCACUCCCAUGGGAGGCGGCGUCAGUUCUCUGAACGUCCAGCUGAGGAAACAGCUUGAUUUGUACGCUUCCCUUGUGAAUUGCUUCAAUCUGCCUGGAUUGCCCACUCGCCACGAGAAUGUCGACAUCGUCGUGAUUAGAGAGAACACCGAAGGCGAAUACGCCGGGCUGGAGCACGAGGUCGUCCCUGGCGUCGUCGAGAGCCUCAAGGUGAUUACGAAGUUCUGCUCAGAGCGGAUUGCUAAGUAUGCCUUCGAGUAUGCGUACCUUAACAACAGGAGGAAAGUUACUGCGGUGCACAAGGCGAACAUCAUGAAGCUCGCUGAUGGCUUGUUCUUGGAGUCCUGCCGUGAGGUUGCUACCAAGUAUCCCGGGAUCAAGUACAACGAAAUCAUUGUGGACAAUUGCUGUAUGCAACUUGUUUCCAAGCCCGAGCAAUUUGAUGUUAUGGUCACGCCUAAUCUUUAUGGAAAUCUAGUUGCAAAUACAGCUGCUGGUAUUGCUGGUGGUACUGGAGUCAUGCCUGGAGGCAAUGUUGGUGCUGAUCAUGCAGUGUUCGAGCAAGGUGCUUCGGCAGGAAAUGUAGGGAACGAGAAAGUAACGGAACAGAAGAAAGCAAACCCAGUUGCUCUGCUGCUCUCUUCUGCCAUGAUGCUAAGACAUCUUCAGUUCCCAUCAUUUGCUGAUAGGUUGGAGACUGCUGUCAAAGGUGUGAUCUCUGAGGGCAAGCACCGGACCAAGGACUUGGGAGGCAGUAGUACCACCCAAGAGGUUGUUGAUGCGGUCAUAGCUGCUUUAGACUGACAUCCCGUUGCCCGCCCGUCUUCGACAGGAAACACUUUACGUUUUGGCGAUUGGCUUUUGGCAAACUUGAGAAACGGGGGAAGAAAGUCCCUCCGUUCAUUAUUGAAUAUUUUUCACUCUCGUACUUUUUAAAGUGUACCGUUUUCUGCAUGCGAGAGAAAAGCUGGAAAGUAUCUGUAUUUUUUCCGCCUCAAUAAUAUUCACUCAUAUUCACUUGGCUAAACGACAAAUGCUCUGUCACCUGAAUCAACGGCUUGUAUGUAUAGGUUAAGUGAGAAGUUGCUGCAGUUGUGCAAUGCAGAGUUUCUUCCUGUUUCCUGCUUGCAUAGAGAGGGGUGGCUCUCCCAUCUUCUUUCAGAAACCAGAUUAGUGAUGGCAAUGGAGCAUGGUGGGGUGGUGAUUCGAGUCUAAUUAUACAUAUUUGCACUCUUGAGAUUCAUUGUAGUUGAGGUUGUUUUACACUAGAUGGUGCAUGGUUGAGUGUAUUUCAGGUCUCGGCAAGUGAAAGAACCAAAGGAAGCCAAAACGGGACAAAAUAG
Linum tenue is the source of this 1891-nucleotide messenger RNA. Lineage: Eukaryota; Viridiplantae; Streptophyta; Magnoliopsida; Malpighiales; Linaceae. The record is from the annotation of a GenBank genome assembly.